AUGGAUGAGGACUUUAACCCGGACGACUGGGAGUUCGCAGUUCCGCUCCCCGCAUCCCCGGGGGGCACCGUCCCCAGUAUUGAGUUUCCACCGGAACUACUGAAACCGGAUACGUGCGUGGUCAGUCUUGAGAAAUGGUGCAGAGCUUGUGGGGAGCCGAUGAACAGUGGAGAGUCGUUUGUAUCUGUCUUCCUGGAUGAUGGCAACGUCAGAAUCGUUGGCGCUCAAGAAUAUCCGGCUCGUGAAGACGAAGACGAAGAUGAUGGGUCUGACAUGCGGGCGGUCCGUAGACCCUUCUUCAACUGGGAUCCCUUUGGUAGGCGUCUUAAGCCCAGUCACCUCGAGAGUGCCACGAUACACACCGAGUGUUUUAAUCUGUUCCGACGCAACUGCCCAGAUGACCAGGUGGCGCCCCGGCUGUUGCUUGCGGGACGCUGGAGAAGCCCUUGGGAGGGUGCGCCGAAAUUCAUAUUGACCGUCAAAUCCGAUGUUACUAGCUUGAUACGGCUGGCGGCGAUAGCAUGCAAUCUACCGCAGUUGGAAUUGAUGCCAAUGGAGCUCAAGCGCCUGGUGUUUGAAGAGUUGAUCACCCAGCCGUGCGCUCUUACUCGCUAUUACUCUGUUACAUCGCUAGCCGCCGAUUCGAGCCGCCGGCCUUUGGACGAGCAAUUCUCAAUGCCCAUUGCCAAAGUUGCUCAUUGGGAGCGAGGCCAAGGCCCGGCGAGCGAGGAGGAAGUUCUUCCACCUGUCAUUCGAAUCAUCAUUGACUCUCAGGGAAUCAGCCGCAUCGAGAGGCUUGCAAAAAGGCCCGAAGCACUUUCACAGCCAUCGGAUACUGAAUUGUAUAUUGUGGAGAGUCAAGAAACGCUAAAGCACGUUCAGGUGCAAUUUCAGUCAGGAUUAGCGCGCCUAAGGCACUUUGGAGAUGCAAAAGCAACAUAUCUUCUUCCCUGGGACACACCCUCACCUCCGGUUGUAGAACAUUUGCUAAGCCCAACAGCUGGGCGGCCCAGUCAUGCCAGAGUAAUGCAAUUCGCAACCAUUGACCAGUCAAAGAUAUCAGGAAUUACAUUUUUCUUGACAUGGGCAAAUCAUUAUGCUUCACCUAGGCCGGCUGGGCCCCAGUUCUUUAUGCAUGCGCACACCCCCAAGGAACCUUCUGCUAGAUCAACAUUCGAUAAGCUCCUCUACCCACAAGACUGGGCUGGGGUUUGGAACUAUGUGCCGUUUCCACAUAACGACCGAUUGAUUUGUUUUGGGAUUGAACACGAAUCUGAUACGAAUCUCAAGGUCUUGUUUCGAUUUGAGAAAGCCGGCGAUGUUAUGGUUGGUAUCCAGUAUGACCGAUAUCCCAACCGCACCCAGACGGUGUGGGCGGCAAGCAGCAAACUGCAGCUUAUUUGCGGUCUAUCAGAGUCCGGCAGCGUCAUCACACUGGACGCAGAAGCCGAUGGGAGCCAAACACCAGACCGGCCUUUCAGACUGCCCUUUAGGCAGACCGUGGUGCCAUAUAGUCACGGAGGAUGUUUGUCGUGGGCACCGCUGGAGCACGUUGCACGUCUACGACUUUUCACGGACGAAGAUGCUGGCAUCUGCCGGGGUCUUUUGCUAGAAUAUGAAGAUGGUGGACAAAGAGCUGUUGGAGAAUGCCGAGUUGGCCUUGAUGUAGAGCGGGCCUAUGAGAGGCCCGUGGGCCUUUGCAUUGGGCGGAAGUCGGGCUUUUCUCGCUGGAGUAUUAGAGUCAGAGUUGAUGGGCAAGCGGAGCACAUGCAUUCGGAAAGAAAUUGGCAAUGUUACCCAAUGCGCGGCACUCUGGUUUCUUGGCAGAAGCGGGGGUUUUCUACGCUCAAAGUAGUUGUUGAUGAUGAUGGUGUUGAUAAUGGUGGUGGUGGUGGUGGUGGUGCUGCUGCUGCUGACGAUGGUGUUGAUGAUGAUGAUAUGCCAUUUUAG
This is a messenger RNA of Trichoderma breve, 1950 nucleotides long. RefSeq lists its product as uncharacterized. The transcript has 4 exons. Lineage: Eukaryota; Fungi; Ascomycota; Sordariomycetes; Hypocreales; Hypocreaceae. The record is from RefSeq and is a predicted model, not a curated record. Bases 1 to 1950 code for a protein of 649 amino acids.